AUGGCCCCUUCGCCUCUCGCCGACUCUGCUCGUCAUGAAGAAAGCAAGAACGAACACGAAUCGAAUAACAAAUUGCCAGUUGGGAGACGCGUGCUGGGAGUGGUGCUGCAUCAUCUGAAGAAGCAUGUUGGCGUAGGUCUGGUCUGCGCUGUGGCCUACUUCGACCCAGGAAAUUGGAGUGUCGAUCUACAAGCAGGCGCGACGUUCGGCUUCCGGCCGAUGCUGUUUGUAGUGCUUCUGGCUGGCAUCGGAGCGGUUGUAUUCCAAUCUAUGGCGUUCAAGCUGGGAUGCGUGACCGGACUGGAUCUAGCGUCCCACUGUCGGCUCAUGUUGUAUAACCGACCUAAGCAUACACGUCUCGUUAGAUACGGCGUCCUCUACCCCCUCUAUGCUCUAUGCGAGAUCGCCAUCGUGAGCACGGACCUGGCCGAACUCCUAGGAUCAGCUAUCGGACUCGUUCUACUCAUUCCAUCACUACCCAUCUGGGCCGCAUUACUGUUAACGGCGUUCGACGUAUUGGUCUUCCUGCUGAUCGGCGAUCCUUCACGCAACGGUGCACGACGGGCGAAGGUCUUCGAGAGUGUUGUGGUGAUCUUGGUCGGCCUUGUAUUCAUCGGGUUCAUCAUCUUGCUCGUCGGCGUACAUGUGAACUGGGGCCACGCCUUCAUGGGUUUUAUUCCCUCCGCCAAGCUAUUCCAGUCGGAGCCUAACGCCAUCUACACUGCUGUAGGGAUACUAGGCGCCACCGUCAUGCCACAUGCACUCUUCCUGGGAUCACAUCUAGCCACACAAGAUCGCAUCUCUACUGCGCCUGCGCCCAUACCCCUGCCCGCGGGAACCGAAACUCUUCCACGACGCAAACGUGCCGUAGCAUAUUUGAAGUCAUUCUUCAUGGUCACCCGUUCAGAGCGAAUCGCGGAAGAUAGACAACACCGCAACCAGUUUGCUCGUCCCGAGAACAACCCCUACAAGUUCGUGCGAGCGCAUCUGGGCCACGGGAUCGUGGACAUCGUGACGAGUCUGCUGUGUGUGGCGGUGCCCAUCAAUUCUGCAAUACUCAUCAUUGCUGCUGUCGUGUUUUUCCCAGACCCCAUGCCGCACGACCAAGUUGGGCUAUUCGAAGCGCAUGAGAUCAUACAGACGAGAGUCGGCUCAGCGUUCGGAGUGAUCUUCGCCAUUGCCCUGCUCUGCGCAGGCCAAACGGCAAGCAUCACCGCAACGCUCGCGGGCCAGAUAGUUUCCGAAGGCUUCAUCGAGUGGCGCAUCUCGCCCGUCAUGCGUCGAAUCAUCACCAGACUACUCGGUCUCAUCCCCUCGCUCAUAGUAGCCACAGCAGUCGGCCGAAAGGGCAUUGAUGCGUUGCUGGUCAUAUCCCAGGUUGUACUCUCCAUCGUACUUCCCUUCGUCGUCCUCCCUCUGGUCUACUUCGCCUCCGAUCCUACCAUCAUGGGCGUCAACCGCCCAAUACUGCCAUCACCACCGACGACGCAGAGCGCGGCAGCCCCGAUCACGAUUACGGAGAAGUCCCUCGCCAGCACCGCUUCCUCAACAUCAACCUCGACGCCUCGAAUAUCCACCGAUCUCGAGCUCUUCGCCUCUUUUGUAAACAGCGCAGACUCGGCCGAGGAUGCUUUGCGAGACGAUUGCUCAAUCAACACUGCCCAGUGGCUGGGAGAGACGAGCUCCGUAUCCGAAGACGCAGGCUCGCGUGCGGAUGUCAUCACUGAAGUGGCUGUGGCACUUGAUCAUGAAGACCGUGACGUCACGGAAGAGGUGGAUUACAGCAAUGGACUGGUGAUGAAGGGCAUUGGGUAUCUCUUUUGGAUCGUUAUUGUUGUCGCGAAUGUCUACGCUUUGGUAGAGCUCGCUGUGGGGAAUACAUCGUGA
Molecule: messenger RNA, 1887 nt
Organism: Peniophora sp. CBMAI 1063
Lineage: Eukaryota; Fungi; Basidiomycota; Agaricomycetes; Russulales; Peniophoraceae
Source: the annotation of a GenBank genome assembly